AUGGGUCUUCGUCUACGUAUUCGUCUCCCUCACAAGAGCUCUCCUCGUACACCUUCACAUCUCCUUCUAUGCGUUCUUGCUCUCUGCUUCUUCUCCUUCACCGCUGUUAUUCUCUACAAGGUUGACGACUUUGUAGCUCAGACAAAGACUCUCGCCGGACACAACUUGGAACCAACACCGUGGCACAUCUUCCCACGCAAAUCUUUCACCGAAGCCACGACUUACCGAAUCCUCCAAUGCUCCUACUUCUCUUGUCCGCACAACUCCGCCCCCGAACCAAAUACCCUCUCCUCGGAUUCCGGGUCGGGUCAUCGAACCCACCAUCAACCGCAAUGCCCCGACGUUUUCAGGUGGAUUCACCGAGACUUGGAGCCGUGGCUAAAGACAGGGGUGACUAAAGAGCACGUGGAGAAGGCCAAAGCCAACGCUGCGUUCAGAGUGGUGAUACUAUCGGGGAAGCUGUACGUGGAUCUCUACUACGCUUGCGUGCAGAGCAGGAUGAUGUUCACCGUUUGGGGGAUUCUGCAGCUGCUCAGCAAGUAUCCGGGUAUGGUUCCUGAUGUCGACAUGAUGUUUGAUUGCAUGGACAAACCCAUCAUCAACAGGACGGAGCAUCAGUCCUUCCCAGCCCCGCUUUUUCGAUAUUGUACUAAUGAAGCUCAUUUGGACAUUCCUUUUCCUGAUUGGUCUUUCUGGGGAUGGUCGGAGACAAAUCUAAGGCCGUGGGAAGAAGAGUUUAGGGAUAUAAAGAAAGGGUCUAAGAGAAGUAGCUGGGAUAGCAAGCAACCUAGAGCUUACUGGAAAGGGAAUCCUGAUGUUGUGUCGCCUAUAAGAAUGGAGUUGAUGAAAUGCAACCAUUCUAGGUUAUGGGGAGCACAGAUUAUGCGCCAGAACUGGGCAGAAGAGGCAAAAGGUGGGUUUGAACAGUCUAAGCUCUCCAACCAAUGCAAUCACCGGUACAAAAUAUAUGCAGAGGGUUACGCGUGGUCAGUAUCUCUAAAGUAUAUCAUGUCAUGCGGUUCCAUGACACUCAUAAUCUCACCAGAGUAUGAAGAUUUCUUCAGCAGAGGCCUCCUCCCCAAGGAAAACUACUGGCCUGUCUCUCCCACUGAUCUAUGUCCGUCCAUCAAAUUCGCGGUGGACUGGGGCAAUGCCAACCCCUCUGAUGCUGAAACAAUAGGAAAAAGAGGACAGGGCUAUAUGGAAAGCAUUAGCAUGAACCGGGUGUAUGACUACAUGUUUCAUCUCAUCAACGAGUACUCUAAGCUUCAGAGGUUCAAACCGGGGAAGCCGCCAUCGGCUAAAGAGGUCUGUGCAGGAUCAUUGCUUUGCUUCGCAGAGCAAAAAGAGCGGGAUCUGCUAGAAAGAUCCAGAGCUGUACCUUCUAUGGACCGACCAUGUAAACUUCCAGGUGCAGAUAGGGAUAGGCUCGAGAGGUUGAUCCAACGGAAGAAGCAAACAAUCGAAGAUGUUAGAAACAUGGAGAUGACAAGAACAGAGAGGGGUUCCAGAUAAAUUGUGUUUUCAGGAACAUAAGUUUUGUGUAACCCUUUUUUUCCUCGUGUUCAUCAUCAUCAGCUGUAGCACGAGAUGAUACUUGAUUAAGACUUGGUUUAUAGAAUAAAGAAACCAUAAUCUUACAGGUA
Molecule: messenger RNA, 1646 nt
Organism: Brassica rapa (field mustard)
Lineage: Eukaryota; Viridiplantae; Streptophyta; Magnoliopsida; Brassicales; Brassicaceae
Product: O-glucosyltransferase rumi
Source: RefSeq, a predicted model, not a curated record